CAAGAAAAAGAAAAAAAAUAAAGAGAGAGAGAAGCAAGGUCAGACGUUGCUUAUCACAGCCUCUCAAUGAAGUCUGAGAUUCAGCACCAGAAUUUCUUGGCCUUUCAAGGCCUGGGUGGAGCUCUCCGUGGGGCACCUGCCAGGGAGAACUAAAAGGAUCCAGCACCUUGGGCAGGGGUUUUUAGAGCCCUGCUGGGGCCUGACCAACUUCCCCCUAAGGCCAGAGUGAAAGAAGGUACUUUUUUGUGAGGUGCUUACCAAACAUUUGAAAAGGAGGAAGCUUUCUGGCAAGUCUUCCAGAAGUCCAAGGCUGGUAUCUUUCUUCAAGCAAUCUGAAGAGAAGGCAAGGCCCCAGGGGAAGCUCGGAUAAAAGACCGAGAACGGCAGCAGCCCCUUACUUAGAUCCACCCAACUGCUUCUACCCCAGAUCUGGCACAAAAAAUGUCUCUGAAGUUACCGAGGAACUGGGAGUUCAACCUGAGAGCAGAGGCUGGGAAAAUAGCUCGGUCAAGGAGUGUGAUGACUGGAGAGCAGAUGGCUUCCUUCCAUCAGCCAUCACCCCCCAGUGCCCUGGAGCGGCCUCUGAAGAUCGGCUGGCUGAAGAAGCAGCGGUCCAUAGUGAAGAACUGGCAGCAGAGAUACUUUGUGUUAAAAGGCCAACAGCUGUUCUACUACAAGGAGGAAGAGGAUGCUAAGCCUCAGGGCUCUAUGUAUCUACCAGGAAGCACCAUCAGAGAAAUUGCUACAAAUCCAGAAGAAGCUGGGAAGUUUGUCUUUGAAGUUAUCCCAGCCUCAUGCGACCAAAAUCGAAUGGGACAGGACUCCUAUGUUCUCAUGGCCAGCUCACAGUCAGAGAUGGAGGAGUGGGUGAAAUCUAUUCGAAGAGUCACUGGAUCACCAUCAGGAGUGGUAUUUGGUCAGCGACUGGAUGAGACUGUGGCAUAUGAACAAAAAUUUGGGAAUUACUCAGUGCCCAUCCUGGUGGAGAAGUGCAUGGAAUUCAUCAGAGAACAUGGCCUGAAUGAGGAAGGUAUCUUCCGACUGCCAGGACAGGACAACUUGGUGAAAAAGCUGAGGGAUGCCUUUGAUGCUGGGGAGAGACCUUCUUUUGAACGAGAUACAGAUGUGCAUACCGUGGCCUCCUUGUUGAAGCUCUACCUUCGAGAACUCCCUGUCCCUGUGGUGCCCUGGGAUCAAUAUGACGGAUUUCUUCUGUGUGGCAAACUUAUGAAUGCAGAUGAAUCAAAGGCACACCAGGAGUUGAUAAAACAGAUUUCCAAUCUUCCCAGAGACAAUUACAACCUUUUGAGUUACAUCUGUAGAUUCCUACAUGAAAUCCAGUUGAACAGUGCGAUUAAUAAGAUGUGUGUGGACAAUCUGGCCACUGUGAUUGGUGUGAACCUCAUCAGGCCCAAGGUAGAAGACCCUGCUGUGAUCAUGACAGGGACUCUCCAGAUACAAAGAGUGAUGACCAUGAUGAUUCGAGACCAUGAAGUGCUCUUCCCAAAAUCCAAGGAUGUCACCCCAACUUCACCUGCCCAGAAACAUGACUCUAAGAAGUCUCCAGUCCCUCGGAGCUCAGUUGGCUGGGAUGCUGCUGAGGAUUCCUCCAUACCCCGAACAGAAAGUUUUAGUCAGAUGACCAAUGACGCCAAUAGCAACAGCUCUACUGGCCUAAAGACAGCUGACGAAACCCUGGAAUUGUCAGCCAGCAAAGCAAGUAAAGAACUCCCAGGAUCAUGGAAGCUGCAGUCUCGAAAAAGGACUCAGACGCUUCCAAACAGGAAAUGUUUCUUAACUUCAGCAUUGCAAUAUACCAACAGCAGCAGCAAAGUAGAGAUCUUUAACACAGAGUUCUGGUCCCCCUCCCCUGAAGGCAAAACCAGCGGACACAAAAGAACUCUGUCUCAGGACCUGCGGCACUUUUCAGACCUAGAACUGACUUCCCCAUGCAAUAACAUCCCCAGUGGCUCAUCACCUGUGGGUGACAAAACCAGCCUACCUGAUUUCCAGUCUUCCUCCAAGACCAAUUCUCUGGCUAGUUUAAACUCUGAGGAAAAAGAGUCUGCUCAGGAGGACCAGGAGUCUCUGCAGAAAGUGAUUUUAGAACUGAAAAAGGAAAUGGAUGCACAGAAACAGGUUUAUGAGGAACGGAUCAAAAGCCUCGAGAAGGAGAACUAUGACGUUUGGGCCAAAGUAGUGAGGCUGAAUGAAGAGCUGGAGCAAGAGAAGAAGAAGUUGUCUGAGCUGGAAAUCAGCUUUCAAAGCAUGGAACGUUCACGGCAGGACAUGGAGAAGAGGAACAAAGUCCUGGAGGGAGAGCUCAAAGAGUAUGCCAAGUUGAAGUUGACAAAGGAGCCCAAUUCAAAUGCUUGAUGUUGGAGAGGGCAGAGGGUGUUGAUUUAGGACACAGUCUGACUUAUGAGCAUCUGGGAUGUGAUGCAGACACAAUUACCUCUCUUUCCUGAUAGGGGACUUGGAAGCAAAAAUGGUCCUGGUGAGAGAAAGGACCAUUUGGGAAACAAACAAACAAGCAAAAAAUACCCUUUACUUCUGCCAGGAAGUUAAUAUGGUGGUCUACAUAGGAUGUGCCACAUGGAUCUCCCUAUUGGAUGAGUUUGGAAAGGGAUAAGACUUUUUCCUCUGUAUACCAGGAUGAGUGAAGAUGACAUCAACUCUUCUAAUAAUGAAUGUAAAAUGAAAAUAUCUCUGGAAAGCUACAGUUCAGGAGAAUUCAGAAAACCAGCUGGUUCUGGGCCAUUGAAUUUUGGUUUCCUGGUUCUCUGAGUUCUGAAUGACAAGGGACAUGCAGUGAUAAUCAAUCAACCCUUGUUUAUCUGUAGUAUGGUUGGGUUGCCUUUUGAUAUCCAGUUUUGAAUUUCCUACCAUUACUGCCUUGAAAUUGAGGCAAUCUGACUCAGUGGGACUCAGGACUUGGGUUCAAGUAUCAUCUUUGACACAUACAGGCUGUGUGACUCUGGGCAAGCCACUUGCAACUUGUACUUGCAGAGAUGGUGCUGAUAAGCAUUGAUAAAUUCUGUUUUCUCAUCUAAGUAUCCCCUCCAGGGGUCCUCAAACUACAACCCGUGGGCCAGAUGCGGCAGCUGAGGAUGAUUAUCCCCUUC
Messenger RNA from Sarcophilus harrisii (Tasmanian devil), 3125 nucleotides. It is a transcript of the gene ARHGAP25, whose product is annotated as Rho GTPase activating protein 25. Gene Ontology annotation, molecular function: GTPase activator activity. Gene Ontology annotation, biological process: negative regulation of small GTPase mediated signal transduction; actin filament organization; phagocytosis, engulfment. Lineage: Eukaryota; Metazoa; Chordata; Mammalia; Dasyuromorphia; Dasyuridae. The record is from RefSeq and is a predicted model, not a curated record. Gene Ontology annotation, cellular component: phagocytic cup. The transcript has 11 exons. The coding region runs from base 442 to 2376 and encodes 644 amino acids.